Macrosiphum euphorbiae (potato aphid) is the source of this 276-nucleotide messenger RNA. The record is from the annotation of a GenBank genome assembly. Lineage: Eukaryota; Metazoa; Arthropoda; Insecta; Hemiptera; Aphididae.
AUGACCCCGCCACCCCGUACUUCCUUCCCUAUUCCACCACCCUAUCCCCUCCGGACGUCCUCCCCCACCGCUAUUGAUUUUGAAGGCAACUGGUACCGGGCGCUGCGCACUGCCGGCCCGGGAUCAUCGUUUCUCCACCGACCAUCCCUUCCGUUCAACUCCUCCAACCAUCCCUUCCAGUCAACUCCUCCAACCAUCCCUUCCAGCCAACUCCUCCAACCAUCCCUUCCAACUCCAAACCGUCCCUUCUGCCCCGGCCUCCAGUCCCAACGCUGA